AUGCCUUCUUACUCUCCUUAUGUUUUAUCCCGUAGAGCUCGUAUAUGCGAUAUACUUUACCGCAUUGAAUCACAUCUUACCUCUCUUAAAAGCAAAAUACACGACCGAAUGUGCCCUAUAGAUAUGUAUUCAAGCAAAGAGCUUUUUGCCAUCCCCGAUUUAUUUUGUCCUGAGGUCUGUCUCCGAAAACUAGAAGCUAGCGAGCUGGAUAUAUUCAUGACCCUUGUUGAUUUGCGCUUAGCGCUACCGUCAGGUUGGUUUGAAGUUAGUGUGUGUGCCUCGCUAAAUUUUCUUGUCUGUCUGCGUCGCAUGGCCUAG
This is a messenger RNA of Protopolystoma xenopodis, 318 nucleotides long. Lineage: Eukaryota; Metazoa; Platyhelminthes; Monogenea; Polystomatidea; Polystomatidae. The record is from the annotation of a GenBank genome assembly.